GUUCGAUUUUAGUGAUUUAAAAAAUAAAUUAAUUCAAUGGAAAACUCAAAAGUUACAAUCCAUUUGUCCAUCUAACGGAGUGCAGUUGCAGAAUUUAUUAAGCCUCGUAUGUAGUACAGCUCAGCCCACAAAUGUUACGUUGAGAGAUUCUUGCAUUUCUUGUUUCCAAAGAGUUACUUCUAUGCAAGAGGGCCCUCAAGAACUAAAUGCUCUGAGUGCAUGUGCUUUGCAAUAUUUUACAAACACAACUUAUGCGACUUGCGCUACAUCGCUAGUGGCAUUAUCUACUUCUGCAUUAAAUGUCCAACCAUCAGGCUGUUUUAUGGGAUACUGUGAUUUUGUUAGGUGUCUUAGACGUGUAAACUCUAUGAACCUGAUCACACAAUGCACAAGAGAAGCAAGAACCGGCAUAAACAUAACUUUGGAUGCAGACAAUGUACGUUUCUAUACCAAUGUUACAUCAUGUCUACUAGCAAAAUCACGAUGUAGUUCAUUCAAUCCUAUAACAGGGGAUCCUCAAACUCCAGGUUACACAUCAGCUGGAGUGAGAGUUAGCAAUGCUCUUCAGUUUUCAGCAGCAGGUGAACUUAGAAUUCUUGCAUUUUCAGCUGCUACACCUGUUUCAAUUUCGUUUUGCUCAACGCCUUCUAAUUUGACGCAAACGAGUUGGCUUACCAAUAUAUGUUAA
Molecule: messenger RNA, 688 nt
Organism: Hyposmocoma kahamanoa
Lineage: Eukaryota; Metazoa; Arthropoda; Insecta; Lepidoptera; Cosmopterigidae
Exons: 5
Coding region: 182-688 (168 amino acids)
Source: RefSeq, a predicted model, not a curated record